This is a messenger RNA of Neoarius graeffei (lesser salmon catfish), 1931 nucleotides long. It is a transcript of the gene syap1, whose product is annotated as synapse associated protein 1. Lineage: Eukaryota; Metazoa; Chordata; Actinopteri; Siluriformes; Ariidae. The record is from RefSeq and is a predicted model, not a curated record. The coding region runs from base 168 to 1286 and encodes 372 amino acids. Gene Ontology annotation, cellular component: synapse; cytoplasm. The transcript has 9 exons.
AGGAGGUGUUUGUUUUUGUGUACUGCGUAGUAUGCUAGUGCGCCGCCGCUGUUAUGUUGCUCUACGUGGAAAGACGGAUCAUGGACUAACCUCCCGUGAGCAGGAAGAUUUUAUUCAGUUUAUUAAUUUGUUGUUCAGGAAUAGCACGGAGGAACCGAUAAAGGAAGAUGUUUAAAAGCUGGGGAACGUGGCUUGGUAUCGAGUCCAUACCCGGAGACAAAACAGACGGAGUCCAGGCCGAGGACUCAUGCGGAAGUGACACAAACUCCGAAGAGAAUGCAGUAAACAAACACGAGUGCAGCGACAACCUGGGAGAAAACCAACCGAUCCUGCAGCAAGCCAAAGGCCUGAGCGGAUACAUUCUGAACUUUGCAAGCAGCGCAACAAAGAAGAUCACGGAGUCUGUGGCAGAAACUGCGAGCACCAUCAAGAAGACCGUAGAGGAAGGAAAUCUUGAUGGUAUCAUCGAUAAGAUUUCUCCUUCAUUGUCGGUGUCUCUUCCUUUACAUCCACAGACCAUUCUGGGAGAUUUCCAGAAGGAGCAGGAAAAGUUUGUUCAGGAGAAGAACGCUAAGAAAACAGACGUGGCAGUGCCUCCCUGGGUGGGCUACAGUGAGGAGGAGACCAUUCAGCAGCAGAUCUUAGCUUUAUCAGCUGACAAGAGGAACUUCCUCCGUGACCCUCCAGCUGGUGUGCAGUUCCACUUUGACGUCGAGCAAAUGUAUCCCAUCGCUCUGGUCAUGCUGCAGGAAGACGAGCUUCUCAACAGGAUGCGCUUCGAUCUGGUUCCAAAACAUGUGAAAGAGGAAGUGUUCUGGAGGAACUAUUUCUACCGGGUGUCCCUCAUUAAGCAGUCGGCCCAGCUCACGGCGUUGGCGGCACAGCAGCAGGCUGCGGAGAGGAGAGAAGACGACAAGAACGGAGCCGAUCCACAGACCGAGAGCACCUCAGAAUCCAGAAGACCAAAAACACCACCGACGACCAUCAGCGCCAAGCCAAAGUCCAGUGAGCAUCAUGAGGAGGAGGAGAUCUCGACCAGCCCUGCCGUUUCGGAGUUUGUAAGUGACGCAUUCGACUCGUGUAACAUCAACCAGGAGGACUUGAGGAAGGAGAUGGAGCAGCUGGUACUGGAUAAGAAAAAGGAGGACGGUGAGCUGAAGGGAGAUGUGUCUGACUGGGAGCGAGAGCUGCAGCAGGAGUUGCAGGAGUACGAGGUGGUGGCCGAGGCGGAUAACCGAGACGAAAACUGGGACCGUGAGAUUGAAGAGAUGUUGCAGGCUGACUAGCUUAUCCCCAUGAGCCCUCACUUUCAGUGUGGAAUCACCGCUACACUGAAGAGAGAGGGAGAAUGAAAAUUAAGUAAUGGACCAAGCACGCCACUACGAAGACAGGCUUAAACAUCACUCUCUGUGCUACAUGUACAACGUUUCUCUGUUUGAAUGAAGCAGGUGGAGAUUUGUGUUAUGAAUGCAUUUCAAAUGGUAAAGUAGUUACAUUCAGGGAUGUAAUCGGUUUCUGCGAAGUAGUGGGCCUGCAGUGAAAAUGCACAGCAUCUACAGUAAACUUCUGUCUUCUCACUGAUGGAUGAAUCAAAUGAUAUUAGUGCAACCUUUUUAUAUAAGGCAUAUCCGUAUGUGUAAUCUCUCUUUAUUCUUUAUCUGAAAUAACGAGUGUGAUUUUUGGUGUGUGUGUGUGUGUGUGUGUGUGUGUGUGUGUGGCGCGCUGAUAGUCGUACAGAUCCUCUGAGGAUGAAGAUGAACAUUUUGAUUGUUUUUUCUGUUUCAUCUGACCUUUCAAAACUGAACUGAAUUUGUUAAAGAAAAAGUAGUGGGUUUUGAUUUGGUUUUUUUCCUGUCUCUCAGUACAUCACUCAUCUCUUAGCUGCUCAGUAAUAUUAUUGUGUGUUUAUUAAAAGUUAUUUUGUCUCUAAA